Messenger RNA from Durio zibethinus, 1782 nucleotides. RefSeq names its product adenosylhomocysteinase 1-like. Lineage: Eukaryota; Viridiplantae; Streptophyta; Magnoliopsida; Malvales; Malvaceae. Gene Ontology annotation, cellular component: cytosol. The record is from RefSeq and is a predicted model, not a curated record. Gene Ontology annotation, molecular function: adenosylhomocysteinase activity. Gene Ontology annotation, biological process: L-methionine cycle.
CACCUAGAUUUUCUUAAGCCACUGUCUCUCUCGCUAGCUUCUCUCCGCUCGUUUUCUGUACCAAAGCUCAAACCCUAAAACCCUUGCCAUGGUUCGCACCGUUUCCAGAACAGCUACCGGCCGCGAAUACAAAGUCAAGGACAUUUCCCAAGCCGACUUUGGCCGCCUCGAAAUCGAGCUGGCCGAGGUCGAAAUGCCGGGCCUCAUGGCUUGCCGUGCCGAGUUUGGCCCAACCCAACCCCUCAAAAACGCCCGCAUCACUGGUUCCCUCCACAUGACCAUCCAAACCGCCGUCCUCAUCGAAACCUUGACCGCCCUCGGCGCCGAAGUCCGCUGGUGCUCCUGCAAUAUCUUCUCCACUCAAGACCAUGCCGCCGCCGCCAUUGCCCGUGACUCCGCCUCUGUCUUCGCUUGGAAAGGCGAGACCCUUGAAGAAUACUGGUGGUGCACCGAGAAAGCUCUCGAGUGGGGCCCCGGUGGCGGACCCGAUUUGAUCGUUGACGAUGGCGGAGACGCUACCUUGCUAAUUCACGAAGGGGUUAAGGCGGAGGAAGAGUGUGAAAAGAGCGGGAAGUUGCCGAACCCGAAUGAGACCGAAAACGCUGAGUUUCGGAUCGUUUUGAGUAUUAUUAAAGAAGGGUUGUUGGUAGACCCCAAAAGAUAUAGAAAGAUGAAGGAAAGAUUAGUUGGAGUUUCAGAAGAAACUACCACUGGAGUUAAAAGAUUAUACCAAAUGCAGGCUAAUGGGACUCUUUUAUUCCCCGCCAUUAAUGUCAAUGAUUCUGUUACAAAGAGUAAGUUUGAUAACUUGUAUGGAUGUCGACAUUCGCUCCCUGAUGGUCUUAUGAGAGCCACUGAUGUAAUGAUUGCUGGAAAAAUUGCUGUUGUUUGUGGUUAUGGAGAUGUUGGGAAGGGUUGUGCUGCUGCUCUUAAGGCAGCUGGUGCUCGUGUGAUUGUGACAGAGAUCGAUCCCAUUUGUGCUCUUCAAGCUCUAAUGGAAGGUAUUCCGGUUUUCACAUUAGAAGAUGUUGUUGCUGAAGCUGACAUUUUUGUGACUACCACUGGAAAUAAGGAUAUUAUUAUGGUUAGUCAUAUGCAGCAGAUGAAGAACAAUGCGAUUGUGUGCAACAUUGGCCAUUUUGAUAAUGAGAUUGAUAUGCUUGGUCUUGAGACUUAUCCCGGUAUCAAACGGAUUACUAUCAAGCCUCAAACUGAUCGAUGGGUCUUCCAGGAGACUAAUAGGGGCAUCAUUGUGCUUGCUGAAGGACGUCUCAUGAAUUUGGGUUGUGCAACUGGACAUCCCAGCUUUGUGAUGUCUUGCUCGUUCACAAACCAAGUGAUUGCUCAGCUUGAGCUGUGGAAGGAGAGGGGAACAGGCAAGUAUGAGAAGAAAGUCUAUGUGUUGCCCAAGCACUUGGAUGAGAAGGUUGCUGCACUUCAUCUUGGGAAGCUUGGAGCUAAACUUACCAAGCUUACUCCUGAGCAAGCUGCCUACAUCAGUGUCCCUGUUGAAGGUCCUUACAAACCUCCUCAUUACAGGUAUUAGAACUAUAGAUGUCUCGGGGAUUGCCCGAUUCAUUGUUAUUAUUGUCAGCUUUUAAGUUGUGUUUUAUCCAUGUACUAGUUCAGUUAGCUCGUGUUUUAUCGUUAUACUAGUACGAUCCAUAUAGAUUGAUCGAUGAUGGUUUGGUAGAAGUUUGUUGUUUUGGAUCAAUAUUUUGUUGAUUGGAGUUAAUUGUGGAUAAUAUUGGUGGAUGCGUUCCUAUUAUACUCAGUUGUAUC